CUCGAGCUCAAGCUGGCACUCGAGCUGCACUCACAAGGUGUUGGCAUGUAUGUUCAAGCACAAGACAUUGUCUCGUUCAUGGCCUUCCCUGGUAACCUUGUGAGAUUCGGUCUCACAAAGCUUGUCUCUCACACAACUGCGAAAAGAUGGAUGCACAAGCUGGGCCGCUUCUGGAAGCAUGAGCCAACUGGGCAGUAUGUCGAUGGGCAUGAGCGCGAAGACGUGGUUAAUUAUAGACAGAAGAAAUUCCUACCU
Messenger RNA from Epithele typhae, 255 nucleotides. RefSeq lists its product as uncharacterized. The transcript has a single exon. The annotation marks the transcript as partial. NCBI's taxonomy places the organism in Eukaryota, Fungi, Basidiomycota, Agaricomycetes, Polyporales, Epitheliaceae. The record is from RefSeq and is a predicted model, not a curated record.